GAGAUAAAUAACCGCAACGCAACGUGUGUAUCGCGAUUUUUUCAAUACCGGCUAUUAUUUAAAGAAUCCUGGCAAAAUUAUUAAAUUUAAUUUAAUAAUUCAAUAUAACUACAAACUUCAAAAUUGCAUCAUUAUUAUUAGCUCUUGAAUAUAUUGUACAAAAUGGAGGCUCCCAUCCCAUCAAUAGUGUUGUGCUUUGUUUUAAUUAUGACUUUUCCUAAUUCGGUAAACGGCGGUAGCCCUAAGGGUAGCCCUUUCAAACCUAUAGAAUUCGACUGGAUCAAGUUAUUGGAACAUACAGGAUUUAUUUUAUUUGUUUUUUUAUUUUUCGUAAUGUUUGUAAUAUGUUGGUAUGUGAAGUGUUGUUACGAGCCAUCCAGAUUAGAACCACCAAUUAUUGAAACUGAUGAAAAAUCCGUCUAUGAUCGGACAUCAAUGAUGACUUCCACGAGAGUAGUUACAGGAAUCUCAUCCUUCUUUCAGUCUCGACACAUGAAACUUAUCUCAAAGUGCAUUAAAAAGCAGAUAGGAAGCAUACCUAAAAAGCAGCACUGGUCACUGAUUACGUCAGCAAAAUAGUCUACGUGGAUAACAUAUAUAGUCGUCUUUGGGUGAACAAAUAAAAUUGGUCUAUUAAUGAAUCGAAAGACGCCAAUACGAUCUCCUGUCUCCUGAAGAUUUUCUUAUCGUCGAGAAGGAACCAUGAUUAAUGAGUAAAGGCUACUUUCAAUGAUUGGCUACUUCUACAACAAAUAGCAAAUGUUGACUUUGUUCAACAAAUUAUGAAAGAUAAUAAUUCCAGCAUCUUUGAUUUAGCCCAUCUGCCUUCAAGUGAUCAAAUUUUAAAUGUGAUAUUAGAUUCUUAACAUUUAGUUCGAUAAACAAAUGUUGUGUUAUCCGCCCGUGGAACUAUAAGUGAUUUAAUUGCGGUUUUUAACAAGCGCUUCUCAAUUUUGGGGAAAAUGUUUCCUUGUCCAUUUCACGAAACAUACUUCAAAUCUUCCUAUGUGCAAAAAGUCGUAGAUAACUUUUAAAUAGAUAAGAGGUUACCUAGCUAUCUACAUAGCCACAAGUCAAAAAUAAUGAGCACGACUAAUGAAUCAUCAUUUAUCUUAUGUUUUUGAGGACAUGAGAUUGCAAAAAAAUGUAGGUAUACUAGUUACCCACUUUAUUCCAUUAAAAUAUUAUAAAAAUUGCAUAUUAUACCUUAUUGCACUUAUCUUUUUGAGUUUUUAUGGAAAUCUUACUAUCGAUACAGUUUGAACAAAAGAAAUUUUUGUAGUGUGAUGAGCAUGAUGCGCUUAAAAACUUUCUUAUACAUUUUUUGUUUAAUACUAAACUUUCAUGAAACAUUUUGUUUGGUUGUACAAAUUGUGAAAGAUAUCUAAUCCCUAAUUAUUUCUAAAUUAUAUUUGUAAUAAAGAACUCAUUAACUUUUUUAAAGGUUAAACAUUACUUGCCAAUAAACGAAGCAUAAUGUAUUAAUUUGGAUGGAACAUUGGGUUGAAAUAAUUGCAAUACCGUUAUUUUCGGUUCUCAGACCUUUGUGGAAACAUUUUCCCUAAAGCAAUCGUGAUCGCGAGUGAAAGAAGGAUGAUGCUAGUGCAUAAUGGACCGUAUUUUUCCAUCUUUUUUGUACGUAUUGUGUAUAAGGACAAUGAAUUCCUGUACUUCUUGUUAUCAUUAGUAACAAAACUUUUGCAAGCUGCAAAGCCAAAAUAAACCCUAUUGUUGUAAUGAAGUGUAUUUUGCAGAUGUAGCUUAUGUUAGAUGCAAAACAUAUAAGUACCUAUACAUACUUGAAAAAUUCGUAAUUUCUCGUGUAUAAAACUUUGUCAAGCUAAAUAGGUAUACGUACCAAAAAUUUAAGUUUAGCAUUCAAUAAGCCGUUUCAACUAAAUAUAUACAUUUAGACUGUGAGAUAGGGGCUGUUUAGUGGAGUCAUUUUUUUUUGUCUGGCAUUUUGAGGGCUGAAUGUGACUCCUAUUAAGCUGAUCAGAUUACGGAUGAUUUUAAUGCCGGCCUCUCGUUCGAAAAUUUGCAGAAAAAAAAAUUGAUUUACAUGAAGAAUUUUUUUUUAACGGUCUCAAAUUUUCUGGCUUUUAAAUAAAAGAUUGACAUUGAUAAAUAAUUCACCCAUGAAAAAUAUCAGAUGCUUUUCAAUAGCUGAAAAAAUGGGGAUGGGUGUCAACUUACAAGAGAAAAGAAAAGAACCUUCCGCGUUUACUUUUUGUCUGGCAAUCGAGAGAAUGAAAUGUUUUGUUGUGAAAAUAACGCUGAAAAAUCGCCAGACGGUAAUCACAGUUCGAAAUCGAGUUUUCCGGCGAAACAUUCUGUGGACAUUUCGAACAGGAGGCAGGCAUUAAAACCACUUAUAUUCUCAUCAGCUAAUAAACUAGUCACAUUCUUCCCUCAAAAUGCCAGACAAAAAAAAUGACUCCACUAAACAGGCCCUAUCUUAGGGUCUAAUUCUUUACACGUCUGGAUUCUGGUUUUAUAACCGUUAUUGAGAUAAAAAUAUAUCAUUUGAAAACACGAGAAACUAUCAGAAUCCUGAUGUGAAGAUAUCUUUAAGCUGAAUAGCCAGAAGUCACGUUAUUACCAUUAGAAUUCAGUAGGGUUACCAUAGUAUGACAAUAUUUUUGAUGAAUAUAUUAUUAUUAUUGAAGAUUUAUAAAAAUUGAGGAAACUGAAUAAGGAGAAUCAAAUCGCGAUGUUUGUAUUGUACCGGUUGUAAAUUGCACGUGCGAUUGAGAAUAUUAUUAGACUACUCCUUGAUGGGUAACACCUUGCCCUUAUGUUCACAAUGUUACCCACAAUGCCCAUGUCGCACUUGUAAUGUACCUACUGGAAGACAUGGUGAGGGUUAGAAUCCGUCUUGUUCCACGCUAGCAGUACAGAACGAAAUUUAAGUUAAGGACUUAGAGUUUAAAAAAAUAUGUAAUGACCAGUAAUAAUAAGACUUUGUAAUUAAAUGUAAGCAUAAAUAAAGAAACAAUUUAUUAGAAGAAAUAAUGUUUGCACAAGCCACGGCAAAGGAACCUCCUGGGUAUUAAUACCCACAAACAGGAACGAACCAACACCUGAGUCAAACAAGGCGCGCAGUGGCUUUUGGACACAUUAUGAACUGAAGGACAAUCACUUUUUCGCACACAUGUAUUGGGGCGUCUUCGGUCUCCUUCAGAGACCGGUGAUGGGACUUGGGUGGAGGGACCCCCCUUCAGUUCUUCUUCUUCUUGUAAUGUACCUAAAUAACAACUAUAAAAAUCUGAAGAAGUUGGAAAAUAGCAAAACUGAUAAUUUAAUCAAAUUAUCAUCAAUCAACGCUACCAUUUGUAAUCAAAUACAUUUUUGUAGUUAUACGUUUAUAUUAGGCUGUCAUGACUAAACUUUUAACUUUUACCAAUAUCGCACCCCGCACUUGUAAUUAACCAGGGAUGUGCCGUAGACUAUGAAAUCUACUUUACGCGGUUUGUCUACUCAUUGUCUACGUGUUGUUUACAUCCACUUUUUUCCAUGUGGACUAUGUAAACUAUGUAGACAAUGUAGACAACAGAGAAAAUUUGAAAUUUGAGUAUUUUUUUUGAAAGUUUGCAUUAAUUAAUAUUACAAAGCAAAAAACAAAACAAAGCAAAAACAGAAACAUAACCUCAAAGGCCUGCCAACUGUCAAAAAUUGUAUACUUUACGUACUUUACGCGUUGUCUACAUAUUUUACACGUUGUCUACAUAGAUUACAUAGUUUACAUUGUUUACGCGUAGAUGCCCAUCUCUGUAAUUAACUAUUACCUAGAAGUUUAGUAGGCAUCAAGUUUCAAAAAAAUACCAAUACUUGGAGUGAAUAGAGUCAGCAUGGUUCUUUGUUUUUUUGUAGUGCGGGCUACAAGAUAUAUCUGCCUUACUGGUGUGAGUGAGCGUUUUCACUAUUGUGAAGGGUUUGAAGGUAUAUACCCACUUAAUGUCUGCUGAGUCUUUUCUUCUAAGUCUCUUUAUUCUUUGUGUUCAAGCAUAUUUCGAAUAAGCAUAUUAUAAUUCCUUUUUUAAUUUACCAGUAGGUACUUACAUUUUCGGCUUCCGACUAGGCCUCAAUGGUUCAUAUAUCUCGAGCAUUUCAAUGUCCUGUGUGAUAGAGUAUCACCGUGCUGUUCAGUGUCGUGUACAAAAAAAACACCCUUCGCUCUGUCUCUGUGAACUGCCUUUUUUAUCUAUCCAUUCAGGUUCUUACACCUGUUGGAUGGCAUCUCAUUGAAAUCCUUCUCAUGGUCCAGUGGGAACUGGAUUUCCUUCAUCAGUUUAAUCGUUUCGACGAUAUAGCGAUUAUUUCUUGUAGCACUACGGUUUUUAACAGAACCUACUCAUUAUGCUUCUUUUCAAUCUUUCAAAAGAGACGAGUGAGAACUCGGGAGCACUCACUCCAUUGCUCUAUUGUCACGAUGGCCCUUAUUACUUUCUUUCAACUAUCCAUCUCAUUACUUUUGCUGUUGGUUAAUAUGAAACAAAUUUAUUUUAAUCAAACCUAUCAACGAAAAAAAAUUGUUUAUUUUCUUGUUUAAUUUCAAUUGUGCUUGAUCGAUCAUAGUUUAUGCAGAUAUUUCUUUAAACAAUCCAUUAUUGUAAUAUUUAUUUUCUAAUCAUAACAGUAUUUUAUUUAAAAUAGUGAAGAGAAAAACUUUGGAAUCAACUCAGAGUGCUCAGGCACGGCAUUUUAUCGACUUCUUAAUAUGCAGUUAACAUUAAGAAAAAGUCUACUCAACUUCUAAACAAAACCCCAUGGUACUUACCUAAAAUUGCCAUGGGUAAGCAAUGAAGGCAAUGAAGCCCUUUCCAUUAUCUUGGAGAGCUUGCUACUCCAGGAAGAUUAAACGAAAUUGUUUGAUAUUAAAGCUGAUCCAAACUUCCGCUGUUGAACUAUUAUGUAUCCAACAUCCAACAAAUAUCUCAAUGAAAGAAAUUGGAAAUUUGGAGAUCUGUUGAUUAGAGAAGACCAUAUUAUAGUUUAUUGAAAUUCAAAAAACUCAUCACCAGGAAACCAUCUUAGCAACACAUGUGAAUAUACAUACCUACCUAGAAAGAAAUAUUCAUCACGUACCUAUUCAACAUACUGUAAGAGCUUAUUACGUAACUCAUUUUAGCCUGUUUGAGUUACCUACGUGAUAAGUUGUAUUAUCGUACUAAUGAUGUAAUGAGCUCAAUACGUAACUAAUUUUUAUUGAAAAACGGCACUUUUUAAAAUUCAUUUAUUCGAAAUUGUAAUUGUGAAAAAUUGGAACCAUUUCGAAUACUUAGAAAAUAAUCUGGAUUGUACAUAAAAUGUUGUAUAUCACACGUACGGUAAUGCUCAUUACACCACUCGUACGAUUACCACGACUCGGUCUACGACCUCGUCUUGGCAAUAUUCCCCACUAGUUACUGUUAUGAAGCUCAUACCGUACUAGUAAUAUAAAUAACUAUUAGGUAAUGACGUAUAUUAUUGUUAUGUAAAGUUUUGUAAUAUCUAGUGCCAUAUCAUAUUACACUUUUCAUUCUAAAAUAACUGUUGUAAGUAUUAUUAUUUUUUUCAAUUUACAAAACUUUAAAUUAUAAUCUUUAUGAGUGGGUAUUUACUUGUCAAAUCAAGGCAGCUGAUACAUUUUGCAUCAAAACUUCAUUAUUAUUCUUAACCAAUGUUAAAUUUUUAUGGAAUACUUAUGCCAAAGAAAAUACUUAGGUUUGAAGAAAAGACAGUAUUGAAAAUCCCAAAAAUUCUUUAAUUUAUAUACCACCGGUUUCGAAGCUUCAACGCUUCAUCUUCAGGCAUAAAAGACUAAAAUUGAAAAGUACCUACCAAAUGAGCACAGGUUGCAUUAUUUUCACUAAAUCCCUGGAAUUUUUUGGACUAAAAUAUCAACCGACCUUCCUGUUUUUAGACAUGAGUAUAGCACUCGAAGGAGUAACAUCCCUUAUUGACAAGUUUGCCUAAUCCUCAGGUAUUGUUCCUCCGAAUCGACCUGAUUUUGACAACUCUCACUAUUAUAUUAAAUACUUAUGUAAGUUACAGUUUUUAGAUAUUAAGAUUAAUAUAACCAGGUUUAGCGGUAGAUUGAUUUAGUGAAAAUAAUGCAACUUGUGCUCAUUUGGUACUUUUCAAUUUUAGUCUUUUAUGCCUGAAGAUGAAGCGUUGAAGCUUCGGAACCGGUAGUAUAUAAAUUAAAGAAUUUUUGGGAUUUUCAAGACUGUUUUUUCUUCAAACCUAUCAUCUGCCCAAAAAAUGGACCACAUACAAUCCUUAAAGUAUACUUACCUUACUACUUAUAUAUAAAGUUCGCCUUACGAGUCUAGCACUAUGGAAAGAAUGCGGUUAAAAAAAUUGCAAUAUUGCCUAUUUGACUUCCAAUAGAAAAUAAAGUUCGUUCCACCAGGGUUCAUACUUGACCUUGAAACUUGAAUAAAAAGGGUUGUCGUAGAUUAAUUUAUAUGACAAAUUGAAAUGAAUGACUUCUGGUUUAAGAACCGACGAACGUUUUUGACGUCAUUGAUUUGUUUCAGUCAAUUUUUAUUUGUUAAACAAGGAAGGCAAAUGCUGGUGGGAAGUACAAACCCUGGUGAAACAAACUUUACCUUAUUAUUUAUCUAUGUUACUCACCUACAUUUAUAUAAGGAAAAAAUAAUAUUUAAAAACGUUGCGCGCAUGCCUAUGACAGGCAGCAUAAAGCUCGAAAUGAAUGGCGUUAUUCCCCCUUGCCCUUCAGAGGUCGUAGUGCUAAACUCGUAAGGCGAACUAUACAUACCUAUAUUAUAUACAAAUUCAAUUUCAAAUUAACCCAAUCUAUACAUAUUAAUUUUUGUUUUUUCUAUAAUGCCUGAAACGAAACUGGCAGAGGAAAAUUUGAAAUUCUGUUCAAAUUAUUUGGUUUUAUUUAAAAUUUCAUAGUUUCAUUAAUGCAUUCCUUAUUGUUUGACUAGAAUCAAAGUUUACGUAGAAUGUAGAAAAUAAUUACCUAAGUUUUAUUAUGAAAUUUAAAGGCUGUUUAAAUAGGCUGUGCAUAAACAUAAUUUAAAUAUUCUGUAGGAACAUAGGUAUUAUUGUAGUUAAACUAUUCGAAUCUCUCAAUUAUGUUUAAAAAACAUUUAAUUUGUGUUUGUUAUUUUAAAUUUAUUGUAGGUAUUGCUGUCUAUUGUCUACUCCAGAGAAUAAUUGUGCUUAUACUAAAUAAUUUAAAUUUGUUAUCUAGUGAGUACUUAGGUACCAUCGUCACCAAAAGUAACUGGGACAGCAUCCUAUUAGCUCUUGUACUAUCAUAUGAAUUUUAUUGUCAAAUAUUUGUCAAAUUAUGAAUUGACCUUUUGUUUGGACGCCAUAUUGCGGUGCGCGAACAUAGUUGCCAACAGUAGAAAAAAAAAAUAACUAGCGUUCUGUCAAAAUCCAAAGUUAGUGAAUAAAUUACAUUUAAAAUUUAAAUUUGCCGCCUAUUACGAAUGUUUUUGGAAAGAAAAGCCAUCAAUUGUAGCUUUUAUUGGGCAGAAUAGAAAUAAUAAAAUAUCUAGUUGACAGCCCGCUAGUAAUUUUUGGUUUUCUUGUUUUGGCAACUAUGUUCGCGCACCGCAAUAUGGCGUCGAAACAAAAGGUCAAUUAAAUGCAUUGAAAUGAAUGACAUUAGAAUUAGUCCAGGAGAUUAUUAUGCAUUAUUUUUGUCCCAGAUACUUUUGGUGACGAUGGUACUUCAAAAUUACCAAUAAAUUCUGGAAAAAAGGUGUCGCUACGAAAACCACAUGCUUUUUUUUUGCUUUUUUUUAGAAUUACAUAUCUAUAACAAAUCGAUUUUUUUUUUAUUUACUGGUAAAUUUCAGUGUACGAGUGGAUGUAUUUUGGUGUACAACUAUAGCAUAAAUGAAAUAUAGAAGCAGCUAACCAAUCU
This is a messenger RNA of Ceutorhynchus assimilis (cabbage seed weevil), 7894 nucleotides long. Lineage: Eukaryota; Metazoa; Arthropoda; Insecta; Coleoptera; Curculionidae. The record is from the annotation of a GenBank genome assembly.